AAACCAUAUUUACAAUAAUCUAUCUCAACCAUCGUGCUUUUUUCUGAACAGUAUGAUCAAUAACACUGUGUCCCAUCUCUGUCAGAGCUUGUCGUCUCCCAGUGUCCUGCUGGUGGAGCCAUUCUAUGGUGGAUCUCACAAACAGCUGAUCGACCUUCUGAACGAAAAUAUCAUCGGCUGCUGCGUCUUCACACUCCCCGCCAAGAAGUGGCACUGGAGGGCGAGAACGGCUGCACUGUACUUCAGCCAGACCAUCCCCACCUGUCCAACAUACAGGGUUCUGUUCAGCAGCUCGGUCCUGAACCUGUGUGAGCUGGUGGCUCUCAGACCUGAUCUGGCUCGACUGAAGAAGAUCCUCUACUUCCAUGAGAACCAGCUGGUUUACCCGGUCCGCAAAGACCAGGAGAGAGACUUCCAGUACGGAUACAACCAAGUUCUGUCAUGCCUGGUGGCGGACAUCGUCGUUUUCAACUCGUUCUUCAACAUGGACUCCUUCCUGUCAUCUAUCUCCUCCUUCAUGAAGAAGAUUCCUGACCAUCGACCCAGAAACCUCGAGCAGCUGAUCCGUCCCAAGUGUAUGGUCCUGAGCUUCCCGCUCCAGUUUCCUGACGUCAGCAGGCUGAUGCCCAAACACAAACUGGUCCGUCAGCAGCAGAUCAGAGCUGAACCUCACACUCACAGGUAAACUCACCUG
Messenger RNA from Paralichthys olivaceus (Japanese flounder), 694 nucleotides. The record is from RefSeq and is a predicted model, not a curated record. NCBI's taxonomy places the organism in Eukaryota, Metazoa, Chordata, Actinopteri, Pleuronectiformes, Paralichthyidae.